CAGCAGCGAUCCAGUCAUACUGACUAAAAGCUUAAGCAACUGUUAGUCUAAAUCUACACACUCACUUCACGGUUCCCCCUGACUCAGUGCCGUGGACCCAGAUCCGUGUUCAUUGUUGCAAAGCUUCUGUAUAGCAUAUAUAGUCCGAACUGGCGUGUAAAUAGGUAGAAGCAGUUUUCUCCUGUCGCACAACACACACAUUCCCACCAUGAUGGUUCGUCUCUGGAUCUCAAUUCUGCUACUGGUCGGAGUGUCCGGGUCAUCGGCGUCGUCACACACAAAUGCAGGCAGCAUCAACGGCGGCGCCAGCAGCGCCGGCAGCAGUGGUAUCGCACUUCAGGGCGGCGGCAAUUCUUGGGCAAGCGAAUCUCCAGCUGUGGCAGUCCUGCGCAUUCUAACGCAAGAUCCCUUCAUCUCAACCGGAUCGAUUCAGAGUCCGCAACACGGCGAUCAGCCGUACUACUACCUGUCUCAAGCCGAGGCAGAUUCGAAGGAAACUCAAUUGGCCUUCCUGGCUUCCAAGAGUCAUGUCGGGCAGGUGCAUGUUUUGGCGAGAUUUAUGAGGAGAAUGUUACCGGAAAUCGAUGUUUUGAAGAAGGUGUUUGCGGUAUCUUCAAAGGUGGCUGCACGAUCGCAGGUGACUUCAAAGGCGACGCACCACCAGGCGGUGCAGCUGCAGCUGGACUCGGAGGAAGUGGAGCAGAGUUUGGCCUACUUUCGUGGUCUUGGAGAGACACUGGGGGGCGGUCUAUUCGGCCACCGGGGAAAAAAUCUGUCUGCGCUCUAUCCAGCAAUCGCGGUCCAGGCAGUGUUUCUGGACUUCCUGAUGCGUCAGCCGCUCGAGAUGUGGGAAGGAUUCGAUCAGAGUUUCGGGGAAGAGCGGGUCGUGGUGAAGAAGCAGGUGCGGGAGGCUAUCGCAUUUUUUCUGGCACAGGAGGAGCAUGAUGAUGAUGUGGCGGACGAGCCGACCGUGGCGCAGGCGCAUGGUAAGCUGCAGUGGAAGGAUAUCAGAAACAGGAUGUGCUGCAGGAGGUCAGCCAGCGAGAACAAACACAUCGCAGCGGGAUUGCCGUCUUCUUCGCGCAGACCGGACUCGGAUGCACUUUCCAACGCAGACAGUUGUCACAACACAGACGCAAAGAAGACCCCCGACCAGCUCGCUGACGCGCUCUCCGAGGCCUUCUUGCAGGGAUUUGAGACCGUCGUGGACGGUCGACUGGAUCGUGGACUUGAAGCUGCCGCAAAAUUUUGCAACAGCUUCGUUGAGGCCGCUCACGAGGCGUUCUAUGCCAUGAAAGCAGACGUCUGGCUCGCAAAAAGCGCCAAUCUUCAGUCUUACGACGCCGAAGCGAGGCAACCGAGGGCUAAUGUGAUGGGUUUCAUGCGCUCAUUUGGUGAUGAUGCAAAACGUCUUCGGGUGGGCCAAGGCUACGGGACCCGCAAUAUGAAUUUAUUAUCGGCCAAUUCGCGCUCAUCGAGUCGCGGGUUUUCCAUCGGUGGAGAGUCCUUUUUCAAGAGCAGUUCCCACAGCGAGACCAGUUCUUAUUCAGGAUCGAUGGGCUCAGGGCCUUACAUUUCAGUCUCGGCAGGCUCGUCUCUCCACGGACGCGAUCGCGAGCAAGAAUACCGUUUGCGAACAGUCGAAGAUAAAGUCGAGCAGGUAUUGAAAAACAUAGCUCACAUUGCCAAAAAAGAUCUCGCUAAUCGCUACGUGUUGCAGGCCGAUAAGACCGCGCAUGACGCUGCUGUUCUCCAGGUGUUGCAGGCCGCACGUGCGCGAUCGACUUCUCAAGAAGAAACUGAGGAUGGUGUGCUUCUGAAUCUCCCUUCUUUCAUGGAGAAGCAACAGAUAUUUUCAUCAACGUCGUCGGACGAAACGGAGGCUUUCUACACCACGGCGUUGUCAAAAAUGUUUUUAUCGAGUAUGGGCGAUGUGAUAGUAGGAGGCAUAUUACACGCAACGACCGACUUCGCCGCGCUCGUUGUCGGGUUGCGGCGUUGGCAAAAGAAUAAUUGCCCGAGAUCCGAGUGUCUGAAUUCUGCGAUGGACUCUACGCGCAAUUCUUUUACUGCGUCCACCAGUGCCCCGAAAACGGCGGGAAAAGCCGACCGCCCGUUCUCCACGUCAAAGCUAAACAUCGUUGGGCGUGAACGAGCGCGGGGCCAGCUAAAGGUAGUAAACGGCCCGCUUGGACGAGUCGGAGCGGACGAGGGGUCUGCUUCCUCAAGAGCGAUCCCCUGGGCGGCACAGCAAGCUCACCAAUGGACGAACCCGGAAAUGUGUGAAAGAAUGUGUUCCCCGACAGCCGCAAGCUUCGUGAAGAAAUGUGGGGAAGACUACGAAUCGUUUUGGGAGUCAUUGGAUUCCCUCUUGACGGCUUUGAUCGGAGGACUGCGCGAGGUUUCGAAGGCACGUUUGGAGGAGUAUUACAAGGAACAAAGUAGUGUUGUGGCACAUUUGAGGCGUUCUGCGGCACGUUCUGCUAGGGGAGGGUAGGCGACACUGUAGUCAGAAUUUCAUUGAUUCUUUUAACAUAAAAAUAAGAACGCUAGCACAUAAUGCGUGACAGGGUGACGCGUCACCACAUCGCACAUCAAACAUCACCCGGUAUGCCC
Amoebophrya sp. A120 is the source of this 2616-nucleotide messenger RNA. The record is from the annotation of a GenBank genome assembly. Lineage: Eukaryota; Dinophyceae; Syndiniales; Amoebophryaceae.